AUGGUAGGGUUUAGGGUAUGUUUGCUUGAUGCAACAUACAAGACAACGAAGUAUGACAUUCCAUUAUUUUUCUUGGUAGUGAGAGCUAAUGAAUGCUAUUUAGUAGUUGGGAUAUUCUUCAUUCAAGUAGAAAACACUGCAUCAAUUAAAGAGGCUCUAGAUAUUUUCAAGGCGCAGAACCCGGAUUGGAAUCCAGUUUCAUGGGUUACAGAUUUCUCUGAGCCUGAGAUAUGGGCAAUUAAAGGAACAUUUCCAAUGUCAAGGGUUUAUCUUUGUUUAUUUCAUCGAAAGCAAGCCUGGCAAUGGUGGCUUAGCAAAAAGAACAAUUUAGACGUACCGGGAGAUAGUGAGCAAAUUCUGAAGCUGUGGGAAGAAAUUGUAGAGUCACCAUCUGAAGAACAAUUCUUAACUGCAAAACAAAACCUUCAAUCUCAUGAAUUAUUAACUAGAAAUUCUGGUGCACUUGAUUAUUUUAAUAAGCAAUGGCUUUCAGUAUCUGAAAGUUGGGUGAAGGCCUAUGAGGACAAGGAGAAUUUCUUCUCCAAUGUAACUACUACUAAUGGUGUUGAAUCACUAAAUAAGAGUGUGAAACAUUUUUUCUUAGACAUUCUGCAGAUAUAA
Schistocerca serialis cubense is the source of this 621-nucleotide messenger RNA. RefSeq lists its product as uncharacterized. NCBI's taxonomy places the organism in Eukaryota, Metazoa, Arthropoda, Insecta, Orthoptera, Acrididae. The record is from RefSeq and is a predicted model, not a curated record. Bases 1 to 621 code for a protein of 206 amino acids. The transcript has a single exon.